CGAGCCAGGGGCGAGGACAGGGGAGCCCGCCAGACACUCCUCGUCCGCCCCGCCAGCUGCAACCAUCCACCUCAACCCCCGCCACACACAUUAACCCCCAGCAAGAUGAAGUGGCAGUACAAGGAGGAACAUCCUUUCGAGAAGAGGAGGGCGGAGGGCGAGAAGAUCAGGAAGAAAUAUCCGGACCGUGUGCCAGUGAUUGUGGAGAAGGCACCCAAAGCUCGCAUUGGGGAUUUGGAUAAGAAAAAAUACCUAGUUCCUAGUGACCUGACAGUUGGACAGUUCUACUUCUUAAUCCGCAAGCGAAUCCACCUCCGACCUGAAGAUGCUCUCUUCUUCUUUGUCAAUAAUGUCAUUCCUCCAACCUCUGCCACUAUGGGCUCUCUCUAUCAGGAGCAUCAUGAAGAGGACUUCUUCUUGUACAUAGCUUAUAGUGACGAGAGUGUUUAUGGAGGAGCGUGCUGAAGUGUUCCUAGUCAGGCUGGCCAGCUACUUGGAGGGUGACCUUGACCUGGAGACCCCGAGAGGAAGUGCGUGGGACGACUUGUCCUCAAAAUGAAGAAGACUUUGAAAUAUUUAGAGCCUUGGCUGUAACUCCCUAUAACAGUCUUUAUUAUGAAGAAAAUAAAAAAAAAUCAGAAGUUGCAUCUAAAGUUCUAAAUACGUAGCGGCAUUCCUUUUGGAUGGUUUGAGAGUUGUGUGAAGUGAAAGGAUGCAUUUACUGCACUGCUUUACUUCAUGGCGUCUUGGUGCAAUUUGAGGGAAAUGCAACAUCUUGCCCGAGGUGCUCAGGACUGAUUCGGCUUCAAUAAUUCCUCCAAAUUGCACUUGAAACAAUGCCUUAAAUAGAGUAUGUGCUUAACUCCUGUAUUGUAUGCCAAAGCAUAGAUCAAUUUUAUUUUAUUUCUCAAUUUUUUUGGUGGAUGAAAAUUUUUAAUUAAUAAUGAUGUGCUUGUUCAGUUUGGUACAUCUUAGUCAUUAGUUUAAUCACUUGCUUCUCCCUUUUCUUUAAAUAAUUAAAGAAAAUUGUGCGUGACGGGUGACUUAACUCGUGGGGGUGUAGGUAUUGUGGACGCUUGUGUGCGUAGCUAUACACCACCGAGUAAUGGAACCAGUCGUGUACUGCCUUGUUUAUUAACCCCGUGAAAGGUGUACUGUAUCCAAAAAUUUUGUUGGCAUCACCUUUAGACUUUUUGUAAGAUGUAAAUAUUAUUUCUUGAUCUAAAGCAUAUUCUCCUUGGCUAUUAUAAUUAUGAAUGACAAACAGGGAAAAAAUGAAACCAAAUUUAUCUUGCUACAGUAACAGUUGGUGCUUGGUUAUAGCCACACCGACACCUCUGGACAUGUUAUACCUAACUUCGUUGUAUAGCCACUCCUGGUUUAGUGUGUAGUGGGUCUUGAUUUUUUCUUUUAAGGAGAACAUUAUAUUGAGUUGUCAAGUUUCCUUUGUUUGGCGUAUAUAAUCUAGUAUUGCCACAUUAUGAAAUGUACUAAAAAAUGAUUAAAAUUCUGAAAACCCUGA
Messenger RNA from Procambarus clarkii (red swamp crayfish), 1522 nucleotides. RefSeq names its product Autophagy-related 8a (gene Atg8a). Gene Ontology annotation, cellular component: autophagosome membrane; cytosol; autophagosome. Gene Ontology annotation, biological process: cellular response to nitrogen starvation; autophagy of mitochondrion; autophagosome assembly. The record is from RefSeq and is a predicted model, not a curated record. NCBI's taxonomy places the organism in Eukaryota, Metazoa, Arthropoda, Malacostraca, Decapoda, Cambaridae. Gene Ontology annotation, molecular function: GABA receptor binding; ubiquitin protein ligase binding.